AUGGCGACCUGUGCGACGUCAGGAGCGCGGACGACGACGAUAGCGGUGGUGGGCGACUGCAUGCUGGGUCGCCUGGUGAACCACAUGCUGCUGCGACGAGGCAAAGCCGUGCCUCGGAGAGCGGAUGAGCACAUCGACCAGCACUCCAGCGCCCUUGCAGCUGCAUGGCAGGCAGAGCAAGGUGCUGAGGAGGAUAGUGCACACAUACCGGAAAGCUUCUGGCCUGACACUUCAGCGGGCGCACCUGCAACCACCAUCGACUUCUGUUCAUUGGCCAACAACCACGUGCUGGACUUUCAGGCGCAGGGCAUGCGUGAGACCAUGGAUAGCUUGACACGUGUCGGCAUCCGAUUCGCUGGCUGCGGGCGGAACCUGGCGGAGGCCUCAGCACCGGCGUUCAUCACGCUCCCGGGUGGCAACAGCUCAUUGCCGCCCAUCCAGCUGGCAUUGUUCAGUGCUGCCGACCACUUCAAGUACUGGGCGGCUACUGAAGAUUCCCCCGGGAUCCACUUGAUAGACCCUGAGAGAGUGACCGACGCUGACCUGCACCGUAUUGCUGGCCUCGUGGCAACCGCUAAGGAGCGCUCUGCUCGAACACUCGCAGUGGUGUGCAUGCACUGGGGCCCCAACUACGCCUGGCACCCCAGCCUUGCCAUCCGCCGUCUCGCACACGCCCUCAUCGACCGCUGCGGCGCCAGCCUCGUUAUAGGCACGUCGGCGCACCACAUACAGGGCGUGGAAUCCCAUCACGGCGCUCCCAUCCUGUACAGCUGCGGCGAUUUCAUCGACGAUUACAGAGUGGACGAGGAGUAUCGCAACGACCUCUCGUUCCUCUUCCACUUACACCUCGACCCUGUCUCGUGCCGCUUCACGAGCAUCAGCCUGUUCCCCAAUGCCAUUCGGCGCAUGCAGGCGAGUGCGCAUGUGAGUGCGGAGGAGCGGCGGUGGUUGUACUCGCGCAUGCAGCAGCUGUGUGCUGCCAUGGGGACGAGUGUCACGCCCGUGGAUCGAUCACUCCGGCAGCUGGAGAUUGUACUCUAG
Messenger RNA from Closterium sp. Yama58-4, 1041 nucleotides. Lineage: Eukaryota; Viridiplantae; Streptophyta; Zygnematophyceae; Desmidiales; Closteriaceae. The record is from the annotation of a GenBank genome assembly.